AUGGCCUGGGACAGUGUGAGUGCAGAGGGGGAAGGACCCCUCCAAGGAGUAUAUGGUCUACUUUUGAGGUUCAGACCACGUGGAGACAACGGCCAGAUGGCCAAUCACGUGCGACGGUGGACUGGGAGACUGCAGUUGUCAAAACCCACAGGUGUGGGUUUUGCGAGCCGAUCUGCCGCCCUCAGCCUGUACUAUACAAGAACCCAGACUCUGCCACUUUGGCUGCGGUGUCUUGCUGAGAACUGGAACGCUCUUUACAGAUGUCUCUGGCUCCUGGUGGAGAAUAAGCUGUAUGGGGUGAAAGGAGAAGCAGUUGGGAGGCUAGUGAUUGGGGCCAUACAGGCGAAAGAUGAUGGUGGCUUGGAUCAAAGUAUUAGCAGUGGAGAUGGUGAGAAGCAUCUGGGUUCUGGAUGUGUUUUUAACUGGUGCCUGACGGGGCUGGUUAAUGGAUUGGAGGAGGAGAGAAAGCAAGGAAUCCAGGAUGACUGUACUGAAGUAGGAAAUCUUGCUGCUGCACAAUUGGACAGCAUUGGCUUCAGCAUAAUCAGGAAAUGCAUCCACGCUGUGGAAACCAGAGGGAUCAAUGAGCAAGGGCUCUACCGAAUCGUGGGGGUCAAUUCCAGAGUGCAGAAGCUACUCAGUGUCCUGAUGGACCCCAAAACAGCUUCUGAAACAGAGACCGAUAUCUGUGAUGAAUGGGAGAUAAAGACGAUCACUAGUGCUUUGAAGACCUACCUAAGAAUGCUUCCAGGACCACUCAUGAUGUACCAGUUUCAAAGAAGUUUCAUCAAAGCAGCAAAGUUGGAAAACCAGGAGUCUCGGGUCUCUGAAAUCCACAGCCUUGUUCAUCGGCUCCCAGAGAAAAAUAGGCAGAUGUUACAGCUGCUCAUGAACCACUUGGCAAAUGUUGCUAACAACCAUAAGCAGAAUCUGAUGACAGUGGCAAACCUCGGCGUGGUGUUUGGACCCACCCUGCUGCGUCCUCAGGAAGAAACAGUAGCUGCCAUCAUGGACAUCAAGUUUCAGAACAUUGUUAUUGAGAUCCUAAUAGAAAAUCACGAAAAGAUAUUUAACACCGUGCCUGAUACACCUCUCACCAAUGCCCAGCUGCACCUGUCCCGGAAGAAGAGCAGUGACUCCAAGCCCCCUUCCUGCAGCGAGAGGCCCCUGACGCUCUUCCAUGCCAUGCAGUCAGCAGAAAAACAGGAACAAAGAAACAGCAUCAUCAACUCCAGUUUGGAAUCUGUCGUCUCAUCAAAUGCAAAUAGCAUCCUUAAUUCCAGCAGCAGCUUGCAGCCCAACAUGAACUCCAGUGACCCGGACCUGGAUGUGCUCAAACCCACCCGGCCCAACUCACUCCCCCCGAAUCCAAGCCCAACUUCACCCCUCUCGCCAUCUUGGCCCAUGUUCUCGGCGCCAUCCAGCCCUAUGCCCACCUCAUCCACGUCCAGCGACUCAUCCCCCAUCAGCACACCGUUCCGGAAGGCAAAAGCCUUAUAUGCCUGCAAAGCUGAACAUGACUCAGAACUCUCGUUCACAGCAGGCACGGUCUUCGACAAUGUUCAUCCAUCUCAGGAGCCUGGCUGGUUGGAGGGGACUCUCAACGGGAAGACUGGCCUCAUACCUGAGAACUACGUGGAGUUCCUCUAACCGUGGGCCCCAGCAGACCUGCUGAGCUUUCCAUGGUAUCCAUGACAACUGCUGAUGCCAGUGUUGUAGGCCAUUUCUCUUUGCCACUGAGAAAUGCGGGGUGAUUGACUCUGUUACCACCUGCCAACACAAAUGUUUCUGUGAACUCUGGUGUCACCCAUCCCCAUGAUCAUGUCAACUGGCAUGUGGUGAUACAGCAAGGAACAGAAGUAAAUCAGCAGUGGAGGCCAUUUGAUUUUGAUAACUGAGGGAAGGGCUUGCAAAGCCAUUCCUCUCAUUUAGUGCCCUAAAUAGGGAGCAUUCAUUUUGUUUCAACAGUCAUCCAAACCCCUAACCUUCCAAAAAAGGAAGUAAGAAAGAUAUAAGUAGUCCUCAAGAGCAUGCAGUGAAGCUAAGUCUAACAGGGCUGGGCAUUGGCUCUGAGGCCCAGGCUGGGCCCGUUGCUUCUGUUUACAGUAGACACUCUCUCUACCCCACCUCUAAAUACUUGAGACCCACAGUGCUACAGGCAGCUGUGUCUGUCUGUUUGCAUGCAGGAGGGAGAUGGUUUACGGCACUGUUUACAUAAGAUGCAAUCUCUCGCCAUCUCCAAGCAGCCUUGGCCAAGCAUCAGCAGAAUUCAGCUCAGUCCUCCCGUGCAAGGGAACACACACACCCCACAUUACCCCUCCCAAGCUAGGAACUUUUCUGCCACCCAGGGCUGCCAUCACCUCGUAACCACGGCAACCCAACCUACUCUGAAGCCAAACCAAAAAAACAGCACUCUUUUUGCAUGACAUAUUUUUUCUCCCUCCUUUUUGGCCAUUUUUGAAUGAUUUUCCAACAACCUGAAGCAGAAGAUCAAGGAAUUAGAGUGGUCUGCUUGGGGCUGACAGAAUAGCGGCUGGGAACUCUUCCCUUUCUGAUGAAUUUCAGCAGCAUCAGGAUAUAUUUGGAGCAAACUCUAGUAACCUCUUGAGAUUAAAUUACAUACAGGCUUA
Messenger RNA from Odobenus rosmarus divergens (Pacific walrus), 2630 nucleotides. Its product is annotated as rho GTPase-activating protein 26-like. Lineage: Eukaryota; Metazoa; Chordata; Mammalia; Carnivora; Odobenidae. The record is from RefSeq and is a predicted model, not a curated record. The transcript has 14 exons. Gene Ontology annotation, molecular function: GTPase activator activity; protein binding. Gene Ontology annotation, biological process: signal transduction. The coding region runs from base 1 to 1650 and encodes 549 amino acids.